Molecule: messenger RNA, 1434 nt
Organism: Plasmodium knowlesi strain H
Lineage: Eukaryota; Apicomplexa; Aconoidasida; Haemosporida; Plasmodiidae
Product: aspartyl protease, putative
Exons: 8
Coding region: 1-1434 (477 amino acids)
Biological process (GO): proteolysis
Molecular function (GO): aspartic-type endopeptidase activity
Source: RefSeq, a predicted model, not a curated record
AUGACGCCCAACAUGGUUGCGCGAAUUGGCUUCUUGUGCCUUCUGAACAUAUGGCUAAGUACAUUUUCAUCUUCCCUUCUGAAGAAUACAAUGGGGAGCAACUUUUACGUUGCGUCCCAUGGGGUAGAUAAAAUGCAGAUGGAUUUUCCGCAUCGCGUGCAUGGUGAUCUUACCUCAGAAAAGGCCAACCAAAAGAACAGCCCCAUUUUAAUCAAAUUGAUCAAGGAAGACAUACCAUCAAAAAAAAUGACAACAUACUAUGGCCAAGUGGCCAUCGGGGAGAAAUCGGAAAAUGUGAUAAAUGUUUUAUUCGACACGGGUUCUACUGAGUUUUGGAUUCCUUUCGAAAAUUGUAGAGGAGAUAAUUUUCCCGACUCUCACAAUAAAUAUAAGCGCACGAAAUCAUUUAAAAAUAAAUUUAACAAGGAAGGCAUCCCAACGUUGUUGGAGAUUAAUUAUCUCAGUGGGAAAAUCAUCGGGUUUGACGGAUACGACACCAUAAAGUUAGGCGCAAAUCUGUCCGUUCCGAACACAAACAUUGCCUUUGCUACGAAGAUAGAAAUACCCGUCUUAGAAGAAUUUAAGUGGGAUGGUAUUUUAGGUCUCGGGUUUGAGAACGCGGAUUCAAGGCAGCGCGGGAUUAAGCCUUUCUUGGACCAUUUGAAGGAUGAAAAUAUCUUAACAGAGAUGGGCUACAAGAACCAGUUUGGCUACUACCUAUCUGACGGAGGGGGAUUUAUCACCUUCGGAGGGGUGGACAAUCGGUUGAAGAGAUCACCCGAGGAGGAAGUUAUGUGGAGCCCCGUCUCGACCGACAUGGGUUUUUGGACAAUUGACAUCAUGGGAGUAAGGAAGGAAUACGCACCAGAUGUUAGCGUCAAAGGGAAGGUGGACGAGGUUGUCGUGAAGUACGAAGGUUUUCAUGAUGGAGGGAAGAAGUCCAUUGUUGACACAGGGACGUUCUUCAUAUAUGCUCCGAAGAGAACAAUGGAAGGUUACCUGAACGAUUUGAAAGUAAAUUCUUGUGAGGAUAAAGAGAAGCUCCCUUAUAUUGUAUUUCAAAUAAAGUCCAAGGGAAUUGAAGGGAUAGAAGGUUCAGCCAUCAUCGAAUUGGUUAUGUCGCCAAACGACUACGUUAUUGAGUAUUUGAAUGAAGAAAACUGGACCAGAGAAUGCGUCCUCGGAAUUGAAGCGGACGAACACAAGGACGAAAGCCAAAUAGACGGAUGGACACUGGGACAAAUAUUUAUAAAAUCAUACUACACCAUUUUCGAUAAGGACAAUUUACAAAUAGGCUUCGUUAGGAGUAAAGAAGAAAGAAGAAACAAUAAAAAGGAUGACCAUUUUAGGAGGUCAUUUCUUAACUUAAGGACAAAGAGGAGCAGUGAUAAUGCCCGUCAGAGAGGGACUUACAGUGGACCCCUCUUAGUUUAA